Synchytrium microbalum is the source of this 1581-nucleotide messenger RNA. RefSeq lists its product as uncharacterized. NCBI's taxonomy places the organism in Eukaryota, Fungi, Chytridiomycota, Chytridiomycetes, Synchytriales, Synchytriaceae. The transcript is spliced from 20 exons. The record is from RefSeq and is a predicted model, not a curated record. Gene Ontology annotation, molecular function: acyl-CoA dehydrogenase activity; flavin adenine dinucleotide binding; heme binding. Bases 1 to 1581 code for a protein of 526 amino acids.
AUGGCCACUCAAACUGGUAGCCUGAAGAAGAUCAGUCUGGCUGAAUUGGCAAAGCACAAUCAUGAAGAUUCUGCUUGGGUUGCAAUCAACUCAAAAGUCUACGAUGUCACCGAUUUCUUGGAAAGCCACCCUGGAGGUCGUCGUAUCUUGAUGACUGUUCUAGGAAAGGAUUGUACACAGCAGUUUGCUCAAUUCCACAAUACUGUUACCGUUCUGGGGUCAUACGGUCCGAAACUCGUCAUAGGAGAACUUGACGGUGCUGAGAAGCUGCCACCAAAAGAAGAUGGAAAGCUGUACGGGGAACUGGUUCCUUAUGGAGAUCCAUCAUGGUACCAAGGAUGGUAUACCCCAUACUACAACCAAUCUCACAAAGACCUGAGAGACUACGUACGAGGCGUUGUUGCCGAAACGCUGACUCCCUUCGCACUAGAAUGGGAGAACGCCAAGAUGUUCCCAUUAUCAGUCUACAAGCAUUGGGGACAGUUGGGAUUACUAGUACCAUUCAUGGGAGCCAAGAAAUGGCCCUCUGAAUAUGCUCCAUGUGGUCCACCAUGUGGAAUCAAACCUGAAGAUUGGGAUGUUUUCCAUGAAUUGAUUGUCACUGAUGAAUUGGCUCGUUGUGCAUCAACAGGAAUCUCUGCCGGUCUCAACACUGGCCCCAUGAUUGCUCUCCCUGCCAUUUACAACUUUGGAAAUGACGAAAUGAAGCAAAAGGUGUUGAUUCCUUGUCUUGCUGGUCUCAAGACUUCCUGUUUGGCUAUCAGUGAACCAUACGCCGGAAGUGACGUGGCAGGAAUGGUAACCAACGGUGUCCUCACACCAGAUGGCAAGCAUUUCAUCGUCAACGGAGAGAAGAAGUGGAUCACUAACGGUGUCUGGGCGGACUUUUUCAUUACUGGUGUGAGAACUGGUAACGCUGGUGGCAAUGGAUUGUCCAUGUUGUUACUCGAACGUGGUAUGCCUGGACUCAAGACCAGAGCCGUUUCAGCUCAAGGCAAUAUCGGAUCGGGAACUGCAUACGUCAUGAUGGAGAAUGUCAAAGUACCAGUCUCCAACAUUAUCGGCAAAGAGGGCGAAGGAUUCAAGCAAAUCAUGAAGAACUUUAACCACGAACGUCUGGGUAUUUGUUGGGGUGUCGUUCGUCAAGCUCGUGUUUGCUUUGAAGAGGCUAUGAAGUACGCAAAUCGUAGGAAGACGUUCGGUCAAUUCUUGAUCGAGCACGGUGUCAUCCGUAACAAAUUUGGACACAUGGCUCGUUUGAUUGAAGCUACUCAAGCAUGGACUGAAUCGGUAACCUACAACUGGGGCAAACUCUCUCACGAUGAUGCCGACAGAUUAUUAGGUGGUCCCAUCGCUUUGCUGAAAGCCCAAUGCUCAUUGACUUUCGAACUUUGCGCUCGUGAAGCAUCUCAGAUAAUGGGUGGUAUUGCCUACACCAAAGGAGGUCAAGGCGAGAAGGUCGAACGUCUCUACAGAGAUGUCAGAGGUGCUGCUAUUCCUGGAGGAUCAGAAGAGAUCAUGUUGGACUUUGGUGUUCGACAACAACUCAAGGUUAUGAGGGGUAUGGGAGCCAAGAUUUGA